Molecule: messenger RNA, 2124 nt
Organism: Rhopilema esculentum
Lineage: Eukaryota; Metazoa; Cnidaria; Scyphozoa; Rhizostomeae; Rhizostomatidae
Product: WD repeat-containing protein 37
Molecular function (GO): protein binding
Source: RefSeq, a predicted model, not a curated record
AUUCAACCAGGAAUCCGAGGCAUUCUUGUUUUGAGAUCAUGGCGACCACGAUCGAUCGACCUUUUCGUCAUAAAUGCCUAGAAGCUAGAUAUUAGUUUUUCAAAUAGAUUUCUACUACGAAUAAGAUUAUGAAUCGUUGGGCAAAGAUGUUGCAAGAAUACUUUUAAGAAUAACUUUGACCUACUGCGAAUGACGAAAUUAUAGACCUCCGUAGGUGAGAAGAUCUUGGGCGACAGGUUAACAAUUUUCGUUUCGCAGCUGCUACCGAUGGAGAAAAACAUUGAGAAAGCGCCACCGUACAUCAAACCGAAGAACAAAAGAUUGUCCAUAAGAAGAGUGAAAGACAGAAGGUAUUCGUCACAUAAUAUCGAUGGGGAACUUCCCGAUAGUGCUAUUCCGAGAGAUGUUCAGCGGAAGCUGCGAGGAUUAUUUUCAGAAAUCGAGAGAGAAUUUGAAAAAGUUUGCAUCGAAAAUGCUGAACUUCAAGCCAAAAUUGAAGUUGUUACUGCAAAGUACAAAGCAUUUCAAAGUGGAGAUAAGUCUGAUCCUGGUGCAGAUAUCUUGCAAGACACAACAGCUGCUGUAAGGUCUGCUAAUAAAAAACCAUCUGCUGGACAGUUAAUGUCUCAAAAGCUGAAAACAACAUAUAAAGUUUCUACAAGCAAGAUUGUAUCUAGUUUAAAGAUACCAAAUCAGGCCAUAAAUUUGGAAUGCCACCAAAUUCAUGAGUUUUGUGGACAUAAAGAUGGUAUAUGGGAAGUUACAUGCUCAAGGCCAAAUCUGCAACUUAUUGCAACAGCAUCAGCAGACCGCACUGCACGGGUUUGGCAUAUCGAAAGCGGGCAAUGCCUCACACAGUAUCAUGGUCACAACGGAUCAGUCAAUUCCGUACGUUUUCACCCCACUGAUCAGCUUAUUUGUUCAGGGGCUGGAGACACCACAUGUCAUAUAUGGAAGCCAAGUUUAUCGUUUACCGACUUCAGAAGUAAAUCACCAUCAACAUUAGAUUCUCCUAGUAGCUCUCGUCCUGGUUCUGGAGACGAUGAACAAGAUGAGGAUCUAGAAGCACCUGAUGGUCAGCAUACAUAUAAAAUGCGAGCUCCUCUUUUAGAGCUGAGUGGGCACGAAGGACCAGUCGUUUCGGCCGAUUGGUGGGCAAAUGGCAAACAAAUUGUCACAGCAUCCUGGGACAGAACGAUUAAGUUGUGGGACGCUGAAAGUGCCAGAGUCGUACACACAUUGGAAGGCCACGAAAAUGAACUCACCCAUGCUUGCACCCAUGCAGUUCACAAGCUCAUCGUCUCCUCCUCACGGGACACAACCUUUCGCCUUUGGGAUUUCAGACUACCAACCAUGCAUUCAGUCAAUGUUUUUCAAGGACAUUCAGACACGGUCACAUCAGCUGUCUUUACAAACAAAGCAGAACAUGUAGUAAGCGGAAGUGAUGAUAGAACGGUCAAGGUCUGGGACCUAAAGAACAUGAGAGCACCGUUGGCGACAAUUAAUUUGGAUUCGGCAGUUAACAGACUAUCAAUUUCUCCAAUACAAAAUGUCAUUGCAAUACCUCAAGACAAUAGACAGGUUCGGCUGUUCGAUUUGAAUGGCAAUAGACUAGCAAGAUUACCCAGAAGGCAUCGGCAGGGUCAUCGACGCAUGGUGUGCUCAGCCUGUUGGUAUGAUGACAGCAAUUCUAAAAACAUUAGCCUCGUCACUGCAGGAUUCGACAAACGAGCUCUUGGAUGGAGUAUUACUUUUUAGUAAAUUCUUUGGAAUUUUUUCAAUAACGUAUUUUAUUUAAUUGCUGAUCCUUUUGCGUUUUCAACUGGUACUUAUUAAAACCUUACAAUAACUAGCUAACACUUGGUGUAAUUUGCUUUCAGUCUUAAAUCUGAGAAAAGUUGUUAACUAUGUUUUUUAAAUUAGUAUUCGCAUAGAGUGAACUAUUCGGAUAUCAAUGUCUAGAUACUAAACACAUGAAGCAUAAAGAAAACAUGAAACACAUCAAACAUAAAGUAAACUUUUUCUCAUAAUUGAAAUUCGAGCAGCAAAAUUAUUGAUGAUCAUCGUGGCUGCAAAAGUUCAUUUUAGUCUAUCCUCUUUACUUUUAGGAGCUAUUAAUUGUUC